Molecule: messenger RNA, 1804 nt
Organism: Musca vetustissima
Lineage: Eukaryota; Metazoa; Arthropoda; Insecta; Diptera; Muscidae
Exons: 8
Cellular component (GO): plasma membrane
Molecular function (GO): protein binding
Source: RefSeq, a predicted model, not a curated record
AUGGUGGUGGGCAAUCAGGAUAAUGGACAGGGCUAUUAUGGUCAAGAUCAAAAUAAUCAUGAACAGCCAGGUCAUGAGGUGGAUAACAACAGUCCCUAUGAUGAUCGGGAUAGAUAUGAUCCCAAUGGCUAUGAUAGUACCCAUGGUUAUGAUAACAACAACAACAACGAAAAUGACAACAACAAUGCCUAUGAUCCUUAUGGCGAUAAUGAAAAUAAUAAUGGCUAUGACAAUAACAACAACAAUAAUGCCUAUGAUCCCAAUUACCCCUAUGGCCAGGAUAACAACGAAAACAACAGCAACAACAAUGCCUAUGACCCCUAUGGCCAGGGUAAUACCGAACAGAAUAAUGCCUAUGAUCCCAAUGAUCCCUAUGCCCAUGGCAACUCCGAUCCCUAUGCCCAUGGCAACUCCGAUCCCUAUGCCCAUGGCAGCAAUACUGAUGAUGAACAUCACGAAGCCGAACAUGAAGCACCCCGCACCAACAUCAUGACCUACGAUUGUGAUCAAAACCCUGAGGGUGAAUUCCAAUGCGGUAAUGGUGAACUGAUUCCGUGCUAUAGACGUUGUGACAAUUAUGUCGAUUGUUCGGAUGAAACCGAUGAAGAAUCGGAAAUGUGCCGCAUUGUAUUGGAACGUGAAGAUGAGGAAAGAGAGGGUGAAGGCGAAGAAGAACCGGUUGAUGUAAAUCGCGAGGAUAAUGGCUGGGAUUCAUGGCCAAAUACUCAUAAAGACACCAACACCGAUGAUGAUACCUGGAAUACUCCCGUAUCUCCACAACCCGACCACCAUGACCAGCAACCAAUUGACCGCGACGAAGAUCAAGAACAAGAUCGUGACAAUAAACAGGAUGGACGUGAAAAUGUACCCACCUAUGGUACCGUUGAUUAUGAUCGCCACGAAGAGCCUACCUAUGGUCACCAAGACCCAACCUAUGGCCAAGAAGAGCCUACCUAUGGCCACCAAGAGCCUACCUAUGGCCAUGAAGAUCAUCAAGGUGGUUCGAAUAACGGCGUGUAUGAAUCUUCGGGAGAUUAUGAUCCCAUCACUGAAACCAGUGCCGUCUAUACCCCCUCCGCUGGCUGUCGUGGUGAUACCACUUUCAUCUGUCGCGAAUCGGGUGUUCAAAUCUGUGAUGAACAGCGUUGUGAUGGUAUGGAACAAUGUCCCGAUGGUGAAGAUGAGCUGGAUUGUGGCAGUGAUGAUGACUUUAACUAUGAAAAGGUCUGCUCAAAUAACGAAUUUAUGUGCGACGAACGUUGUCUGCCCAAGGACUAUCUCUGCAAUGGCUAUAAGGAAUGUGCUGAUGGUACCGAUGAACGGGAUUGUCCAGAAAUAGAAUGCAAAUCCAAUGAAUAUAAAUGUCGUGCCGGCAACUGUAUUGACAUUGCCAGACGUUGUGAUACCAUCAGAGACUGUCCCGAUGGUGAUGAUGAGGAUGAUAGAUGCCCCGUUGUAUGCGCCAGUGAUCAACAUCUCUGUCGAGAUGGUAUCACCUGCAUCAGUGAAGGCAAUCUUUGUGAUGGCGUCGAAGAUUGUGUGGACGGUGAUGAUGAAGAACACUGUGAUAGCAGUAAGUAUUAUUGUCUUGGCAAAUUUACCUGCCGCGACUUCAGUUGCAUUUCCAUUGUCCAUCGCUGUGAUGGUCAGGUUGAUUGCCCUCAGGAUCGUUCGGAUGAGGAAGGAUGUCCCUGCUUACAUGAUAAAUGGCAGUGUGAUGAUGGUACAUGUAUUAGUAAGGAAUUAAGGUGUAAUGGCAAUAUUGAUUGCCCCGAGGAUAUAUCGGAUGAGAGACGUUGUCAUG